Molecule: messenger RNA, 3296 nt
Organism: Dioscorea cayenensis subsp. rotundata (Guinea yam)
Lineage: Eukaryota; Viridiplantae; Streptophyta; Magnoliopsida; Dioscoreales; Dioscoreaceae
Product: probable receptor-like protein kinase At5g61350
Exons: 2
Coding region: 496-3126 (876 amino acids)
Biological process (GO): protein autophosphorylation
Cellular component (GO): plasma membrane; plasmodesma
Molecular function (GO): transmembrane receptor protein tyrosine kinase activity; ATP binding
Source: RefSeq, a predicted model, not a curated record
AUGAGUUUCUAUAGCUGGCAAGGGUCCCCAUAAGGCUUUUCUAUAUCCAAACCUUACAUCCUACAUCUCAAUACAUGUGGGACUCAUCUAAUAUACGCAUACGUGGCAGAUUAUGAUUGAGUGAAAAUACAGAAAAUACAGGCAACUUGUUAACAAGAUAACAAAAGUUAGAAUUAUAGUAGAAGUGAGUCAUACCUCCUGGAAUAGGUCUUCAAGCCAUUAACAACCAACCGUUUCCCUGGUUUCCCAACAAUAAAGAAACGCAAACAUUCUUGCCUCCCUACGUGCUUCCAACCAACUCAUUUCUAUCCUUACAUCUCUACUUGUGCGCUCCAACGUUCGUAUCCUCCGAAUUCCAAGCUUCCCUCCCUCGCCUCUCUUCCUCCUUCCUCUUACACCCAACCAAUCUCUUCUCAACUUGAGGCGGCGUUGCCGCCAUCCGAUGUCUCCACCUGCACUUCUCUGUUGAUCUACAUUUGCUGUGACCACCCAAACAUGACCGGAGGCAAGAAACAUGGGGCGGUCCGGCCUUUUACGGCAACAACACCACCGCCAGUUUUCUCCCUCCUUUACCUAUUCCUCCUUGUUCUAUCAAACACCAUUGUCAUUACCAAUGCACAAUCAAAGUCUCCGAGAAAGGUGAGCUUCACACCGGCAGACAACUUUUUAAUUGACUGUGGAGGACCGAAGAGCACACAGCUCACUGAUGGCCGCACAUUUCGUUCUGAUCCCCAGUCUACUUCUUUCCUGUACACGACGGAAGACAUCAAGCUCUCGUCUAGCAUUAAUACGUCAUCCAUAUCCCCUAUCUAUCUUAACGCAAGGGUUUUCUCUGAUAAAUCAACGUAUGGCUUCUCUAUAUCCCAGCCAGGCCGCCAUUGGAUUCGCCUGCACUUUUACCCAUUCACUAAUCCUAGAUACAACCUCUCUACUGCUGUCUUCUCCAUCAACACAGAUGACAUUGUUCUCCUGCAUGAUUUCUCAAUAUCAAACUCCUCAAUUCCUGUUGUCAAAGAGUACCUGAUUACAUUCAAUAAUGAAAGGGCCUCCCUUAUUUUCACUCCAAAGAAGGGGUCCUUUGCGUUCAUCAAUGCAAUCGAGCUGGUCUCAACCCCUGAUGGUCUCAUACUCGAUACCGUCACUAAUGUUCAACCGGCUGGGCAAUUCUCUGGCCUCUCCAAUUAUGCUCUUGAGGUGUCUUACCGAGUGAAUGUUGGCGGACCAAAUAUCAAACCUGAGGAGGACACACUGGGCAGAGAAUGGAAGCCAGACAUUGAAUUCAUGGAGUUUGCAGCCACAGCACAGAAUGUCUCCACUGAUCCUGGCAAUAUCAAGUACCCCGACGAUGGCUCAGUGACACCUCUCACUGCCCCAGUCAUGGUCUAUUCCACCGCAGAGAAGAUGGCAGACUCGAACACUGUUGAUCAGAAUUUCAACAUAACAUGGCAGAUGACUGCCAGCCACGCGUACUCUUACUUGAUCCGGCUACAUUUCUGUGAUAUUGUAAGCAAGGGCCUCAACGAGCUAUACUUCAAUGUUUACCUCAAUGGGCUUAUGGGUGCAUCCAGCCUGGAUUUAUCAUCACUGACUUCAGGCCUCUCAACAGCUUACUACAAGGACUUUGUAAUCAACGCCACCAACAUCAUCAAUGAUACCAUUUCCAUCCAGGUCGGCCCAGCCACUGGGUCAGACUCUGGGACACCAAAUGCCAUCCUUAAUGGUCUGGAAGUAAUGAAGAUGAGCAAUUCGGCAGGGAGCUUGGAUGGUCCAUAUGCAGUUGAUGGUUCAUAUCAUGGUGAUUAUGCUACAAAGAGCACAGUGACAAAGAUUUUGUCAGCCAUUGGCCUUGCACUGGGUGUCGUGGCACUAAUAUUGCUAGGGAUGAUGCUCUGCCGGUGGAGGCGGCGUCCUGCUGGCUGGGAGAAGAAGAACAGCUUUUCUUCUUGGCUUCUUCCACUGCAUGUCAGCCAAUCCAGCUUCCUCAGCAGCUGUAGCAAGGGGAGCUACAGGAACCGAUUUGGAUCCCAUAAGAGCAAGAGUGGAUACUCGAGUUUUUUUGCAUCUGGAACUCUUGGGGUUGGUCGAAUCUUCACCUUUGCAGAGCUCCAACAUGCAACUCAUAAUUUUGAUGAGAAGGAUGUGAUUGGUGUAGGAGGGUUUGGAAAGGUGUAUCUAGGUGAGCUUGAAGAUGGGACCAAACUGGCUGUGAAGCGUGGGAAUCCAUCAUCUGAACAGGGGAUCCAUGAGUUCCAAACAGAGAUACAAAUGUUGUCCAAGCUUCGGCAUCGGCACCUUGUGUCCCUCAUUGGAUGCUGUGAUGAGAACUCAGAAAUGAUCUUGGUGUAUGAAUACAUGUCAAAUGGUCCUCUGAGAGAUCACCUUUAUGGUUCCACAGGCCUACCACCACUCUCAUGGAAGCAGAGGCUUGAAGUCUGUAUUGGAGCUGCCAGAGGGCUACACUAUCUCCAUACAGGCGCAGCUCAGGGCAUCAUCCACCGUGAUGUGAAGACAACCAAUAUCCUCCUUGAUGAUAGCCUCAUAGCGAAGGUCGCUGACUUUGGUCUCUCCAAGGCUGCUCCAUCCCUUGAACAAACACAUGUCAGUACUGCUGUCAAGGGAAGCUUCGGUUACCUUGAUCCAGAGUAUUUCCGGCGGCAGCAAUUAACAGAGAAAUCUGAUGUGUAUUCCUUUGGUGUCGUACUCUUUGAAGUCCUGUGUGCAAGACCUGCCAUAAAUCCAGCACUUCCAAGAGAGCAGGUGAACCUGGCAGAAUGGGCAAUGCAGUGGCACCGGAAAGGGCAGCUAGAGAAGAUCAUUGACCCUCACCUGGUGGGUACAAUCAGUCCAGCUUCACUCAAGAAGUAUGUUGAAGCCACAGAGAAAUGUCUGGCAGAGUAUGGAGUUGAUAGGCCUUCCAUGGGUGAUGUGCUGUGGAACCUCGAGUAUGCUUUGCAGCUUCAAGAGGCUUCCAUGGGACAGCCUAAUGAUGAUCCAUCCGAUAACAGUGCUAGACACAUUUUGCCAGAAACUCCACUUGUACCCAUCCAAGAUCAAAGGGGCCUUGCAACCAUUGAUGAGGACUCAACACCUGAAGUAACUGCCAUGCCAUUGAUUGAAGGGAGGUGACACUAAGCCAUUAAAGAAUCAUGAGGUGCCCUGAAGAUCGAUUUCCAGCUGUUGAGUUGAUUUCAUUCUUUUGUUUGGGUGUGGUGUUCAUAACACUCGGUGUGUUUUCGUAUCAUUUUAUGUUUCCUUUAGAUAUUUAAAGAUGUUCAACCUUGUAUUUUUCUGCUCUU